Molecule: messenger RNA, 13631 nt
Organism: Vollenhovia emeryi
Lineage: Eukaryota; Metazoa; Arthropoda; Insecta; Hymenoptera; Formicidae
Gene: Plc21C
Product: 1-phosphatidylinositol 4,5-bisphosphate phosphodiesterase classes I and II
Exons: 18
Coding region: 184-3972 (1262 amino acids)
Biological process (GO): phosphatidylinositol-mediated signaling; lipid catabolic process
Molecular function (GO): phosphatidylinositol-4,5-bisphosphate phospholipase C activity; calcium ion binding
Source: RefSeq, a predicted model, not a curated record
GUCGUCGUCGCCGUCGCCGCCGCCGCCGCCGUUACCGUCGUCGUCGUCGUCGCCGUCAUCCUCGUGGUCAACGUCCGCGUGUUCGCUACCACCGUUCUCCACGUCGCUCGUCGCUCCGCCUCUACGUCCGUGAGGGGGAUUCGGUGCUGAACGGCGCGGGUUUUGCGGCAACAAGGUGUCAGGAUGGCGGGCAAUAAGGGUACAGGCAUCACCAUGCACAUAAAGCCCGUGGAAGUUUCCGAGCAGCUGCAAGGUGGAGAGAAGUUUAUCAAGUGGGACGAGGAUUCCGGGGUGGCAACGCCGGUGACUUUGAAAGUGGAUAAAUAUGGUUUUUAUUUACACUGGGUGGAUCAAAAUAACGAGAUGGAUAUGCUGGACAUAGCAGUUAUAAGAGACACUCGCACAGGAAAACAAGCAAAGAUGCCAAAGGAUCCAAAGCUGAGGUCUCUCGUAACAAUGGGCUCUCAAGACUCCUUGGAAGACAAAACUGUAACAGUCUGUUACGGCUCCGACUUUGUCAAUAUGAGUUUCAUUAAUUUUUGCACAACGCGUGCAGAAAUAGCACAACAUUGGGCAGAGGAGCUCUUUCAAAUGGCGUACAAUUUGAUUCAAUUAAACACUAGCACAACUAUGUUCUUAUUGAAGGCACAUACCAAGCUUGCACUUACUGCUGAUAAGAGUGAAAAGAUACCGGUAAAAAAUAUAAUAAAGAUGUUUGCACAAAACAAAGAUGAUCGCAAGCGUGUUGAGAAAGCACUCGAUAUUUCUGGCUUUCCAUCUGGCAAAAGCGACGUCGUGCCGUUGACAAAAUUCCAAUUUGAAGAUUUUUUCAACUUUUACAAGUCUCUCACUCAGAGAACAGACGUGGAGAAAGUGUUCGAGGGAAUUAUUGGCAGCAGCAAACGCAAGUUAAUGUCCGUUUCGCAAUUUGUGGACUUUCUGAACAAUACGCAGAGAGAUCCACGCCUCAACGAGAUACUGUAUCCAUACGCAAACGAAGCAAGGGCAAAGGAUAUCAUAAAUCAGUACGAACCCAACAAGUCUAAUGCAAAUAAAGGACAGCUCAGUUUUGACGGAUUCUUGAGAUAUCUUAUGAGCGAAGACAACCCGAUUGUGGCUGUCUCCAAAUUUGAAUUGUCCGACGAUAUGGAUCAAUCGCUCCCGCAUUAUUUUAUAAAUUCUAGUCACAAUACAUAUUUAACAGGACACCAACUUACCGGAAAGAGUUCAGUGGAAAUUUAUCGUCAAUGUCUUCUAGCCGGUUGCCGAUGCGUUGAAUUAGAUUUCUGGAAUGGGAAAUUUGAAGAACCCGUUAUUGUUCAUGGAUAUACAUUUGUACCUGAAAUAUGUGCCCGAGAUGUGAUAGAGGCAAUAGCUGACACCGCUUUUAAAACGUCAGACUAUCCGGUCAUUCUCAGUUUCGAAAAUCACUGCAAUCAAAAGCAGCAAGCCAAAAUCGCUCAGUACUGCAGAGACCUUUUCGGGGAAAUGUUGCUCGAUGUGCCACUCGAGUCGCACAAGUUAGAGUCGGGUCAAGAGCUCCCACCACCGUCGCUACUAAAACGCAAAAUAAUAAUUAAAAAUAAGAAGAAGCAUAAAAAGCAUCAGAAGAAACAACAACCGCAAGUUUUAGUUACUGUUGAAGGUACCCCAGAGAAUGAAACUAAUGGAACGGUGAAUCCAUGUGCUGCAGGAGAAAACGGUCCUCCACCGGAUAUUAUACCACAAAGUGAAAUGGGCGAUGAUGGUGAAAAUGAGCAGCAAAUUGGAAAUGGCGAUAUUUCCCAUCCAAUGUUGCAACAAAGGCAAGGCAGUAAAGACAGCGGCCAGGAUGAUGAAGACGAAGACGAUGAAUCAAGUACAGAAGAUGACGAGUCUAACGUGGAAGAUAUCAAACUGAGACUAGGUGACAAGGUUGUGCCAGAUAAAUCUGCGGCCAAAGAGACGGAGGCGGGCGCAGAAAUUUCAGCUUUAGUUAAUUAUGUGCAGCCCGUGCACUUCAAUAGCUUCGAAUCGGCUGAAAAGAAGAAUCGCAAGUACGAAAUGUCAUCCUUCGACGAGAAGCAGGCUACGACUCUCUUGAAAGAGAAGCCACUAGAGUUUGUGAAUUACAACAAGCACCAACUAUCUAGGGUUUACCCAGCGGGAACGAGAUUUGAUUCCAGUAAUUUCAUGCCGCAAGUAUUUUGGAACGCGGGAUGUCAGUUGGUCGCGUUAAAUUAUCAGACGCUCGAUCUGGCGAUGCAAUUAAAUCUGGGAAUAUUUGAGUACAAUCAACGUUGCGGUUACAUAUUAAAGCCGGAAUUUAUGAGAAGGAAAGAUCGGCGAUUAGAUCCCUUUGCCGAGUCUACCGUUGAUGGUAUUAUAGCAGGCACCGUUCACAUCCACGUGAUAUCCGCACAAUUUUUAACCGAUAAAAGAGUAGGAACUUACGUGGAAGUCGAUAUGUACGGCUUACCAGCGGAUACCGUAAGGAAGAGAUUUCGCACAAAAAUCGUACCGAAUAACGGUAUUAAUCCCAUAUACGACGAAGAGCCGUUUGUAUUCAAGAAGGUAGUUUUGCCGGAACUUGCCUCGCUAAGGAUAGCGGCGUAUGAAGAAUCUGGACGUUUAAUCGGUCACAGGGUACUUCCCGUAGUCGGAUUAUGCCCAGGGUACAGACACGUAGCGUUAAGAACAGAGUGCGGGCAACCGUUACCAUUAGCCAGUCUGUUUUUACACGUUAUCGUGAAGGAUUACGUUCCUGACGGUUUGAGCGAGCUUGCCGAAGCUUUAGCGAAUCCUAUUAAAUAUCAGAGCGAAGUGGAGAAGCGAGAGAACCAGUUGCUGGUUCUUACAGAUUGCUUGGAAGAACCGGAAGAAAUCGAGGAUAAAAGUAAAGUUGGCGAUACUCCCAGCACUGCUAAACCAGCUGAGGAAGUUGUAAAAGCUAAACGGUUACAGUCCGUGGGCGAGUUGCCAAGCCUUUUAUCAACUUCCAGUAGCUUACAUGGUAGACCAUCUAUCGGCGGCUUAGGUAGUUCGGACACGGUGGAUAUGGACGACGAUACUCCCUCUUCUGCAGUUCAAUCAGUCGAUACGUCUAUAAAUAAAAGCCCAGUCAAUGCUAGCAAUAUAAGUGACGAAAUAGUAGCCGAAAGUUUGGAAAAACUCAUGGAGAACAAGCUGGUCAGGGAGAAGAAGCUGGAACUCGAGAAGAAACUUGAAUCCCUGAGGAAGAAGCACGAGAAGGAGAAAAUGCGGUUGCAGUCGCAGAAAGCCUCGUUUGACGGCGAGAAGCACAGAUCGAAGUUCUACAUGAGCAACAGACUGGUGAAGCGACUGUCGAGUAAAAAUAUCAGUUUUUCGAGUGAAGGGGGUUUAAGCACCUUGGCCAUAGGCGAGACCUCCGAAUGUCCGGAGAACGCGGAGACUCGCGAGGGGAACGAUGGUACCAGGGGCUUGCCCAGAAGUCAAAGCGAACGAUUUUUAGCCGUGUGUAAGGCGCACGUUCAACAGGAACGUGAGCUUCAAGAAAAGUAUUACGAGAACCUCUUUACGACUGUCGAGAAAGUGAUGAGAGCAUCGCAGUCGAAUCAAUUGAAAAUGCUUCAGGAGCUUCUAAACAGAGAGACCGCGGACGUUAAGCGAAAACUGCAGGCUACGAGACAAGGGGAGGUCAAACAAUUGGCCAAGGUGCACAAAGACAAAGCCGAACUGGAACGUAUAAAACGCGAAGUCGCAAAAUCGACGGUGGAGAAAGGCGUGAACGAAUGUACGCGCUUGACGAAAAUUUUCGACAAGAAGAGAGCUGAGUUGGAGAGGCAGCACGAGGAAGUGCGGCAAAGGCUGGAAGAGGAGCGAGCCAAGGUGAAAGCUAACUUGCUGGCGGAGUACAGUAGCCGCUACAGCAAAUACGAAAGCGGUGAGUUACCCCUGUCACCGUCUGGCGGAGCCAGCUUGCCCGAGUCGCUUAGCGAGAAUACAUAUUGACUCGCGAAACGAGUUGUCUAGCUGUGUGUUAAUUAAGGACGCGGCAUCGAUCCAUGGAUGUCCGUGUCUCGUGCCAUUGUACGCGUCGUCCAAAGCAUCCAGUUAUGCAAUCUGGUGCGCCAAACGCGAAUCGCAGUCUGAAUUCUGCAACGAGAGAUACGCGAUGGGGAAGGGGAGAGAAAUAGAUGUUACUCGGACGCAAUAUCUUCCCGACACAUGUACGAGAAAACGAAUCAAUAACGACUAACGGAACGUUGGCAUGUAGCGCUUAUCUACAGCUGCUUGGCGACGAUAAAACGUUCUUGCCAUCUCGCCGGGGAUGUUGACACCGUGAUGGUGUUGUGACGAGAGAUGACGUGAUUUCAGGCAGCUCGGUGCCACGAGGCACGAGUUAACGUCUUGACUAUUAUGUAUUACGGUACAAUUGUGUACAUACAUAUAUAUAUAUACUGAUCUUUUACCAUUUAAUACUUCAAGGAAAUUAGAUGUCGAAUAAUGUGGAUCGAGGUAAUUUUCUAUUACUUCAACGCUGUCUUUUACUAUGAUGAUCAUUAUUCGACUGAUGAGCGUUGAUCGUGUAUGCCGGUCGAUUUCUCAAUCGAUUGUGUCUCACGCCUACGUCUUGAUCUCUUUACGAUAAAAUAUCUGCUUAGUAACGCGAAAGAGAGAAAGAGAUAAUGUCAGCAGACUUCAGUGAGAAAUGCGAGUUCCGCAUUAUUUGCACACAGUAUUAAGCAGUUUGAGAGAUUCCGGGAUCUAUGAUAGUCGCUGACGUGACAGUCGAUUACAUAUUUGCAUGAUCUUAACGAAGCAUUAAGAUCGUUCGCGAGAAAUACGCACGAGAGAGGUACAUAUAUAUAUAUAAUUCUAAAUAAGGAAAAAUAAUACAACAAACCUUCCUAAGUGCUAACAUUUAAUAUUGUUGUUAUAUGCAUAAGGCAUCGUUAUUUAAUCGACUAUAUAAACUAAGUCUAAUCGCGUUCCAAGAUGCUCCGUUUAGAUUGGUCUUCGAUUAUUAAAAAGAUCAGAUCUCAGGAGAUUCCAGUCAGAAUAAUGUAACAAGUAUACUGAGAGAGGAUGAAAUCUCUUUGGCCUAGAGGAGAAACAUUGGAAAAUGUUGAGAGAAGUCUGCACGAACGCGCGAGUGAUCUGAUAUAUUUUUGACUGAAAGUACUCCGUAUAAAAUAAAAUUUUUUUUCUGGGGAUGCCCGCACCGCGAAAGUACUGAGACACUGUCCUACCGGAGGCACGAGAGUGUCCUGGUAUCCCAUUGUGUAGAGCGAUUCCGGUCGGGCAGACCUCUUUGAGGAAGACAAUCAAAAAUGUUACGACGUAACAUUGUCCUUGUUGUUUCUAAUUGUACGAUAUUUUAGGCUACGCGCUACGAUACGUAUACACAGGUAUCUGAAGGGAUUCUUCGUAGUAAUAACGAACUUAGGAUUAAAACUUAUCCCGUCAUCAAAUCUACAUCGUGUAUAAAUUUGUUAUUUAUUUAACGUGUUGAUUUAGUAAAAGCAGAAAAGCAGAGGUACGCGGGGUGUAUCUGCUUGGCGAUAGUCGCAUCGAGUAAAGAUGAUCGAAUCAAAGAGAGAGAGAGAGAGAGAAGAAAAGAAAAACGUUUUUCAGGGAUAUAUAAUUGCAUCUACAUUUAAGUAGAACACACACUUGCUAUCUUAUUGCCACAAUUUCUCUUAUUCAUAUUUUAUGCUCAUCGAAGAAUUGCGUUCUUUAUUUCAAUCUAGAGACUGCACUAUCUCUUUCGUAAGUUUCUCUGUUGUUAAAUAUUUGGCAGAUAGUUGGGCAGAAAAUUGUUAACGCAUUCGCGAUCCAGUACACAUUGCACACAGCACAAGCUAUCUCUUGGCAGUUAGUGUUUUCGAAAUUUAGACUUUUUUUUAUGCGUUGCAGCUAUGAAUUUAAGUACAUUCUUUCGUUGCGUGUACUUAUAUCGAAAGAGUCGUACUUUGAUCUGAUCGAUUAUUAUAGUUUUCCAAUAAGAAUGCAUGCGCACAGAUAUGAAAGUACAGUUGCAAACUUGAACGAAUCUCGAUACGAAUUAUAUUUCGACGUUAUAUUUUACAUCGAGCUUCUCAAAGCACAAAGAAUAUAUGUUCAUCUCAAUUUUAUAAACACAUAUAAAAGUAGAAAUUAAAAAAAUUUUUAUUUUUUAUUUUCUUCUUUUUGUAUGUCUGCAUUGUUUUACAAUUUUGUCGAGCUUACAAUCUUUUAUUCAGUGUUUUUAAUUCUUCGAAAUUACAUUUUGAUGUAAUAUGAGGAGAUAUGAUAUUAUUUCUACAAACUUAAUCAAAAUUUUAUAAUUAUACUAUUUAAUUUGUAUAUGUUUUAUAGAUAUCAGUUUUAUAAUUUUGCCAUCGUGUGCACCAAUAGUCAAUGGCCAUUUGUCACAGUCUAUUAAUUCUGUUCUCUCUGUACACUAUUGUUCGCAACACCGUCGAAUCACUCGCGAUUAUGGCGUGAAUUCUAACAAGCAGAGAAAAACUGGAAGAGCAACUAAGACAUACGCAUUUAUUAUUGCAAACGAUAGUGCAUCCCGUAAACUUAAGAAUCUCAAAGUUAUAUCCCGUGCACCUCCCUCAGAUUUAGUAAGAUUUCGUUUGCGAUAGACAAAACGUAUGGCAUUUAGUUCACUUUUGAACAGUCGCUGCGGCGUCUUUCACGGAAAGAAAAGAGAGAGAAACAGGGAGAAAGAGAGAGAGUAGCUGAUAUAUGUAUUUCAUAUUUUAUUUCGACAAAGUACGCAGAGUUACCAUUUCUUAGUCGACGUUCAUUAUCGCGAUAGCAAUUUUGUUUUUCAAGUUACCGAUUAUUCAUGAGGUUGUAGCUUGUAUCGUAGCGAACGUGACUGAUUUUAUCCGGGCACGGGUGAUCGUAGAUAAUUGUAAUAAGGAUAAUAUGAACGAUAUUAUAUGUAUAUUUAGCGCAAUGCGUUUAACUCUUCUGACCGAUAUGCUCGGAAUGUACGGCGAAGAGAUCAAUAUGUGUGGACAUCAAGUCUUUGCAAAAUUGGGUAGAUGCCACGUUGGAUAAAAGUACGCAUUCUCUGCGGCAUCUCGGGCAACUCCCGUGGCGAUAUAACAACGGAAGAAAUCGAUUAGAUGCGUAACGCAAUGCGUAAAUUCUACGGUACAGGAUACACUGAAUUUCUAUCGUCACGCAUUGAUAUUUGUUUUUUCCGGUGUUCUGAUAUUUAAUUCAGGGUACUUUUUUUUUAUCCCGAACGCGGUAAUGAAUUUAUUUGUUACAUGUAAGUUUUUCGAUGUUUCACCUCUCCGUAAUGAAGCAGAGUUUAGUACGAGCGUUUUGCGAAUUUGCGAAUUGUAAUGGACGUUUUCGAGCUUGCGAUAUUAAUAUAUACGUAUAUAGAGAUAAUUGACUUUGUCGGUUACGGCAUUGAAGCGUGCAAUCUCUUUUGAUAUAUUUUCGUUAACUACGCUAACUAAGUUACAUUAUCAUGUUGAGGUUGACGACGAUAUUGAAACGACAUGUGCGAAAUAAUUGGGAUAUAAGCGAUAAGAGUGAGCAAACGGAAUGCAUAUUUCCUGUAUAGAUUUUCCUUGUGUUCCAACGGUAUUUAUCCGAGUUUUAGCUUUGUUAUCCUUGUCAAUUGAGGAGUUGGAAGUCGAAUUCACGCUGCUAUUCUUUAUACAAUUGUACAUUGCAUCCUGAUAUUAUUAUACUCGUGCGUUAUAUCAAAAUAUUAUAUUUUAUGGAUAACGUUUGUUAUCGUCGCCCUUGUCAAAUUACGUAAACUAUCAACCUGUUUUCUUCCGAAGUUUGCGUUACAUCUAUUUCUAAACGAAGCCAUUUACGCUGCUGUCGCAUCCAAUUCCUCGAUUGCAGUCGUUUCGCGUAUAGUGUGAUUUACCUAUGCAUUUAUGUCCUUCGACUAGUUCAGAUCAAGCCGCUGUGUGUAUUUUGUCGGAGAUCUUUUCCCGCGCACUUGUAUGUGGAUGGAUGUCGCACAUACUUGCUUGGGACACGAUCGCUCUUCUCCUACAUUCGUGUAAUGUACAUAUGUACGCGCGUAUGUACGUUACACACACAUGCGUGUGUACAUAAGAUAAGUUUAGUGACUAACGGGAUAUAGAUAUAAUAUAUUAUAUAUAUUCACGUUGAUAUAUUAUAUGUGUUGUUGUUGUUGAUGUUGUUAAUCGUAGGAUAGCCGUGAAAAGAAAAAUGGUAGCGCUAACGUAAUCGUUGUUAAUAUAAGAACUACAGCAGAAUAAGAGUUCUCUACGCUACGACGAACACGUUCGCGGACGGAUUGUUAAUUAAUCGCAGCAUCGAUUGAUGCGCGCGUCACGAUGUUAUCAAUUUGUACCUGCGAUCUUAUCUGUCUUGACCACUCUGGCGUUAGCCUUUUUUUUCCCUUGGACAUUGCUUCUAUUGAAGGACCUCUGAUUCGAGAAUCGCUCUCAUUAUCAGCUCUAGAAUCUCUCAACCGGUGUUUAACGUCAAGGUGGUCGACUCUAGUGGGCGGUGCCGGCUACACCUAAGGUUUGCCAAAUAGAUAUUUAUAGAACAUGUCGAGCUACGCCGAGGAUCCCCGUAACGGACGUGUCUGUCGUUCUAGAGUAACCGCGAAGGUUCGCAGAUGUAUAUUAUACGUAAUACAAAGGAUUUGAAACGGCCUACAAUCGUAGUGACUUCGGCUCAGCUUGUUGUAUCGUUCCGUUCUCUCAGAAGAUAAUUGCACUUGCCGCUUUAAGUCCCGAGGUUCAAAUUGGAGGGGGCGUCUAAAACGUCCGCCGCUGUCGAGGAACUUGAGCGUUAGAUCGUCUACCCGCAGCAGACUCAUCCGCGAGAUCUUUCGCCUACUCUUAUCCGUGUUUAUCGCGUCCCACUCGUAGCGUCGCGUCCCUCGUGCUCACCGUGUGUAGUAAGGAUCUCCUUAACAACGAUUCUUCGUACCUGACCGUACUAUUGUCCUCGACGUUGCGUCCCUCUUCGAUCCACUCGUAUCGAAGACAGCGAAAAAUCUUUCGACGGAUAUGUCUACGAAGAAAGCACAUAUACAUAUAGUAUAUAUAUAUCUAUAUACAAUCUGUUCUCUCAAGCGCUCACAAGAGAUGUAAUAUUCUGGCGGUCAAGAUUAGGCUGCACCGACAUUACGAAGACAUUAGGAUUCUAUCGCUGCGUAGCCGCCUCCGCCGCCGCUGUUUUUUUUUUUGAUCGUCUAUCAAUUUUAGCAGCGACGUAAUCGCCAAUUCUCAACCGACAAUGAAGUAGAAUAAAUUCGAUGUAUGUGUAAAUAUGGUGCAACGACGAUACUCAAUAGACAGCAAAUCUGCGUUGCUGGUCCGAGUUGACGGUGAACUCCACCCUGAGAAACCUCGCCUUACAACGCUGCACGUCUACGUGUAUACCUUUAGCGAUCGAUAGCAUCCUGAUUCAGCGGGAUGCGAACGUAUACUGCGAGCAAAAAAAAAGAAGGAACAUGAAGCACAGCGCGAAUCUUACGUUCAACGAUCCCGUAUUCCGCUUCGCGAUCGAGAGCUUGUAACGUAGCGUCGUAGGGUCGUUUGAUUGCGACGCUUGUUGGCAAAUUUUGCAAUGAUAAAACAAAAGGGGAGGAACGCGGUGGGCGGUAAGAAGAGAAGAAAAACCGCGAAGAGGGCAAGGUGGAAAAGAAAGCAAACUCGUCGACGAUUGUAACGCGGUAGCGAUCGAUAACGCGGCGCCCCCGACGGCGUUGCACCACGUGGCGGAGCACGGCAUAUAUACAGACGUAUACGUUAUCCACUUUGUACCGAGAGUAGUCGCGUCCCGUACAAAAUGAUUUCGUCUUCCCUCCUUAGCUUUAGUCGCGGCGACACGAACGACGACGUGCCGCGCCGAAUCUCGUUAUACUUAGCGUACCGGCCCUUCGCGCCCGACCACGUUGCUCGCGUUCGAUCCGGGUCUCGUCCAGGUCGAUACCUUUACCGCUUCGUAACGCGUUUCGUUAAAUUUUCAUUGUAUUUUUCUCAGCUGCACACUAGGAAUCACCGUUGCCUUCCCAUAUGAAUUUAGGCACGUGGAACACAUACAUUUUUCGUGCGUGUAUAUGCAAAAUGUAUUAAUGUGUUGACAUGUGCGCAAAUUCAUGUGGGAAGGCAUCAGUGAUUCCAAGGGUACGUCUCUUUCCUUUGUUCGACGAUCGGUCCCGUUCGACUCGUCGGUCGUACCCUUUCGUUUCCUUUUUUUUUUGUAAAUAACGACGAGAAAUUAUAACGAUUUAUUGUGUUCACAAUUUGUUUUAAUUUCGCAUCUUAUCUCCCGUUUGUUCCCUUCGCCCUCCCUGUUUCCAUUUACGUUAUAUUAAUUUAGUAGAUAUCGAUCAGAUAAUAUUAAUAGUGUGAAUUAGUACGGAAUCAUCAUUUCCGUGUAAUUGUUAACGUUAAUCGGAAGCGAGAUUAUUUAGUAGCUUGCAACAAUGUUAAACGUAAUUAGGCAGCGUGAUUCGAUUAUGCAUAAUGAUGACCGAUUUCCAGCAACCGCAACUAAAUUACUUGCGUUUUUUAUUGUUUUCGUGUUCCCCGUUCGCGUCUACGAUAAGCUUAAUCUUGUGAUUUUUCGCCGCGCGUGUCGCAUUUCGAUUACGUGCAUUUCAUCCGUGCUAAAUCCAACGAGACUAACAUCCCACUAUGAAAGUACCUAAGCAGCAACGGUCUUAAACGCGUAAUUAAUGUAUUCUAUUCGCGGUGUCUCUCUACCGCGGUAAGCGUGAACUUAUAGUAAAGCGUGGCUCUCGAAUACACGGCGCGUAUUUUCGCCGCACAUAGGACGCGUGACGGAAGACUCGAAGGAGGAAACGCUGUCGAGAAUUAAGCGAUUUCGGUUAUGCUCUUUCGUCACGUUAGCGAUUCCUCGCGCGCUGAUUAACGAAGCGUCGGUAGGGUGAAGCAAUGCAAUUUUUGAACCGAGAUCUUAUUUCUAUGGGUACUCGCAGACCUCUUUUUCCGCAGUUUGCUGAAACGAGAGCUUUUCUAGAGACCUUCGUUCUGUAGAUUUUACUAAUUCCCCGUGGAAGAAAAUAAGUUCUCGUAGAUUUGUUUCUCCCGCUGGCUUCCCCCGUGCUUUUCUAUAGAUCUUUCUAUAUACGCGCAGUUUUAUAAGUGACUAAUAUUUACGAAUGAAUUGAUCCUGCGUGACUCCUGACGAGUCUUGAUUUUCCAUCUAGACGCUUUGAUUUUAUUUAAAAAAGAAAACAGCUACAUUCCACAUCUCUAACGUUUCGUGAGUCCCGUAUUUCCGGUCUUCCCCGUGCUUCUACGCAGCACGACUCGAGGUGUCACAUGAUGUUUCUCGCAUUCAACUUUUACGUCUUCCAAAUUAUUCUUUUCAGCGGGGACUCGGAAUGCUUAUCCGAUUUUCGGGGUUUGAAAGAUGUAAAGGUAUAUGAAUUAUUAAUCGCGCCGUGCCGAGAGAUAAACAUGGGCGAGGCAGUAUCGAUAGAAAUAAGAUGUUUGUCCCGCUCUUAACAAUAGUUGUCGAUUAAUUAUGUCGAUGGUGUCUGAUUACAUAAUAUACAUAUAUAUGUGUGUGCGUGUGUGUAUGUGUAUAUCUCGCGACGCACCGAUCUUAAUCGCGACGAAAAGUACGUAAUGGGAAAACGAUUGAGGCGUAGAGUAUAUUAAUUUCAUCCAAAACUAAUUUCUCCUCUCUCUGACUCACUUGUGCCUUGCCCUCGAUCAUCCUUCGCUGUUCUGUAUAUCCAGGUAUAAUCCCUCUUUUUCUAAAUAAUCGUAUUUGAUGUUCGAUGUCCUUUCUACGAAAUAAGAGACUACCAAGUGAUCGAUACACGAAGGAAACGUUACUUACUCACUGUCAUUUUACCAUUUACGGCAUUAGCUCGUAAUCGAUAAAUGUACACUGAAUAACUCUUGCAAUGUCGACAUUCUUAAGACUAUCCAGAGCUAGAUAAUAAUUAAAGAUAAACUAAUUGCAUGGCAUCCGGAUUGCAGACUCUCGCAAAUCUUGCUCUCGAAACGUACCUUAGACGAUCUAACAUAAACGUUCGCAAUUGUUCCCGGUUAACGCGGCUCUCGCUCUGCGAACCGAGAUAAAAUGCGUACACUGGGAGACCCAUUUUGUUGAAUGAAACAAAAUUUAGUCGACUCAACUGAAUUUCUUAUUUGGAUAUUGGCAGGCAAAUCUUUCAGUUGAUAUACAAAAAGAUUUAGCUGGAAAAUUUGGUCUAACACACAAAUUUGGUUGAGUGAACAUGCGCCGAAUUCUUUUUUAAUAUUCGACUAAACGAUUUAGUUCACGCAACAGGCACAAUUAUUUAGGACGUGAUGAGAUGGACGAAUUUGUUAUCUCAACCAUAAAGUUUUGUUCAGAUAAACAACUCAUGGAAACAAAAUAGUUGUAACAUUUAGCUUCUUUUUACCAACAUGUCUCUCGUUUUAUACAACCAAAUUGCAUGCUCAGGCAACAAAACGAUUCAAUCGAAUUAUUUCGUUUCAUUCAACAAAAUGUGGUCUCUCGGUGUAGUAACGCGUAUUACAUAAUCUACAUUUUGGAAUUUUACGACAUUAUCGCCCAUAAAGUCUAACUCCCAUGGUCAAAGCGGUGAGAUUUGCGGAUUGACGCUCAUCGGAUCCGAUGCUUUACGACUCUCGCAAUUAUUAUAAAGAUAACACUGCUCGAGCUCGCGAGAGCGCAUUUGUUACGUGCUCUGUACCAACCAGGAAUCGCGUACACCGUACGGCGGUUCGUGGUGGGCUGCUGUGACAGGUGAUGUCCUCGUUCGUAAUGUGGGAAAUAGGCGGAUAUUUGCGGAAGGUCCCGGCACAACUAGAAUAUACUGAGAGCUUGGAAAAAAAAGUCUUCGCGUUAUCGAUUACGUUCACAGGAGCAUGAGACGGAAAUACGUUGCGCGCGGCGGGUGUUUAAAAUACAUCUUCCGUUGUGAUUAACUACGGCGUCGCUUGUUAGCGCUCGAUUUAAGUAUCGAGACUACGCCGGUGCAAUAAUAAAAUUCACGCUCAGCCGAGGAUCCUCUUCCGCGCCGCGCGCCAGUUCCACAGCGACGAUUGUCCCUCCGACUUUGUUUUCGCACGGCGAUUUAUGAAUUAUGCGGGAGGCCGACGGAAGGGUCACACUUGCGACGCAACUGGAAAAUAGCUUGCAAAUGAACCCGGGAGAAAUUUCGAACGGAGGAUAUUUCGUGGCACACAAUGGUAGGCUUGGACCGCCUCGAAUCCAUUCCGAUGGAUCGCCGCGCGCCGCGUCGCUCCAAGUACGACCGCUCGCACUCUUUAGAACGAGUGCCGGGGAGGAAUUUCGUGAUCAUCGCCGAGAUUAAUUAUGUCGUGGACAUUGCGGGAAGAUUAAUGCGAACCCGCUGUGCAAAGUCCUAUCGAGGCGCGAGGACAGUCGUACUCGUCCGAGAGACGCCGCGCCGGAUGACAAACACGAUCGAUGUCAGCGGCUUCAAGACUAUUUGUAAGCCUGGGUGUCUUUUUUAGAGAACAGAGCUAGAAGUAUUGUUACCCGCUGUGCGAAUAUCGAUACCGUAACGCCCACUCUUGUAUCCGUACGACAUGAUCCGUAAGUUAUAAUAACGAUAUUCUAUAAAUGGCUGUACUAUUGUAAAAUCAAAGAUAUAGCGUACAAUAUAUACCUAAAGUUUAGUGUUGUAGGAGGCAAGA